Molecule: messenger RNA, 432 nt
Organism: Oldenlandia corymbosa var. corymbosa
Lineage: Eukaryota; Viridiplantae; Streptophyta; Magnoliopsida; Gentianales; Rubiaceae
Source: the annotation of a GenBank genome assembly
AUGGAGGCUGAGAACGAUAGAGGGAGGGACUCAUUAAAUGUGAAGGGUUCCUAUGGAAAGAAAACAGUUGUGUCAGUGGAUCUUCUCUGUUCAAAGUGCAGAAUGAAGGUGAUGAAAUUAAUAUCAAAGCUGGAAGGAAUAACUUCCAUCGUCCUUGACCCCGCAAAAAGUUCAGUGACAGUAAUCGGGGAAGCUGAUCCCGUAUCCAUUAUAAAACAGGUCAGGAAGUUUAGAAGAAGUGCUCAAAUAGCAAGCAUUGGUCCUGCAAAGCAGGAUGAAAAGAAGGAUGACAAGAAGGACGAUAAGAAAGAUGACAAGAAGGAUGAUAAGAAGGAAUCCAACAUUCCUUCUCUGCCGAGAACGUGUCAAAGAUGCGAUGUUUGGUACACCUUCACCGAAGAUUAUCAUGUCAAACCCUGCAACAUUUUGUGA